UUGGCUUUAAGACUUCCCAUAUGGAGAUUCCUUGAGUACAAGUAGUCUUAGUCUAAUGACUCGAUAAUUAAUCUGUGUUUUGUAGUAUCCAGAUACAUAAAACUUUGGUGUAAGGAGAAGUGGUACAGUUCUUUAUUAAUUCUUAUACUGAUACCCAUACUGAGGGCCAGGAAUACUAAGGGAAAAAAAAUUGGGCAGUACAGAGUUAACUCUAAUACUGAAUGACCCUAUAAACAGAAAUAGUAUGACCAAAGAGUAUCUAGUAGUAGAUAAUGGGUCGUAUAAUAUAAAGGCUGGCUUUAAUACUGGAUCUAUAGAAAAUAUACAUCCAAUAAAAGUACAAAAUGCUAUUAGCAAAACAAAGGAUGGAGUUGUUCAUAUAGGUAAUGAAUAUUUAAAUCAUUCUAAUAAUUUAUCAGGAAUUCAAUUUAAAAGACCAUAUGAACAAGGCCAUUUAGUGUCAUGGGAAACAGAAAAACCCAUAUGGGAUUAUGUUUUUGAUCAUGUUUCAAAUGGACGUAAGAAGAUUCAUGAACUAGAUCCAUCCAAUACGCAUUUAAUAUUGACAGAGACUCCAUUCCAAUUACCUCAAUUAUCUUCCAAUACAGAUCAAAUUGUAUUUGAAGAAUAUGGUUUUAAUGAAUAUUAUCGUUGUACUCCGGCUUCUUUAGUACCGUUUGUUGAAUUUGGUGAUAAUCUCCCCAAUAAAAGUAAUGAUUUCAUGUUAGUAAUAGAUUCUGGAUAUAAUUCCACAUGGAUAAUUCCAAUGAUAUAUCAAACCAUUUAUUGGGAAGGAGUACGAAAAUUACCAAUAGGAGGUAAAUUAUUGAAUGGAUUAUUAAAGGAAUUGAUUUCCUUUAGACAUUAUGAUAUAAGUGAUGAUCCUGUACUUAUUAACCAUAUUAAAGAACAAACAUCUUUCCUUGCUGAUGAUUUACCAAAAUUCUUAAAGGAAAAGAGUAAACACCAAGCUGAAUUCAUAUUACCUGAUUUUAAAACUACAACCACUGGAUUUGUUAGAACAAAAGAUACUAAAAUUACUCCUGAUACUCAAUCAUUUAAACUAACAGAUGAAAGAUUCAUUAUACCAGAAGCAUUUUAUCGUCCUGAACUUUUAUUUGAUAAUAGUGAUAUAGCUUCGAAUUCUGUAUUACAAAAUGCACCAUUAAAAAAUUUAACUGACUUAAUUGUUGAUUCAAUAAUGGCAUGUCCUGAAAUUGCUAGACCUUUAUUACUGGCUAAUAUUAGCUUAGUUGGUGGAACUACCAAUAUUGAAAAUUUCGAUCGUAGAUUAUUACUGGAACUCAGGAAGGAAUUACCUCUGAAUUGGUUUGUAAGAAUAAGACAAGAUAAAGGCUUAAAUAGAGAUGAAUUGAGUUGGUUAGGAGGUAUUGAAUUAUCUAAUUUGGAUGUUUUAAACAAUAUUAGUGUAUCUAAAAAGGAUUAUUUUGAACAUGGAGCUAAUUGGUGUCAAAGACAAUUUGGGUUUAAAAAUUUAUCGUAAUGUAUGAUGUAUAUGUAAAUGUA
Molecule: messenger RNA, 1527 nt
Organism: Scheffersomyces amazonensis
Lineage: Eukaryota; Fungi; Ascomycota; Pichiomycetes; Serinales; Debaryomycetaceae
Exons: 1
Coding region: 245-1504 (419 amino acids)
Cellular component (GO): Swr1 complex
Molecular function (GO): nucleosome binding
Source: RefSeq, a predicted model, not a curated record